This is a messenger RNA of Trichosurus vulpecula (common brushtail), 696 nucleotides long. RefSeq names its product zinc finger protein 570-like. The coding region runs from base 1 to 696 and encodes 231 amino acids. NCBI's taxonomy places the organism in Eukaryota, Metazoa, Chordata, Mammalia, Diprotodontia, Phalangeridae. The transcript has 2 exons. The record is from RefSeq and is a predicted model, not a curated record.
AUGUGGAGACUCUGGGCAGCUAUACCUGAGAGUUCUCCAGCUCGUAAACCCAGAUGUGGGGACUUUGUUAUACUCCGGUGGCAGCUGACUCAGCAUCAGAGAAUUCAUACUAGGGAGAAACAUUGUCCACGUCUUGAAUGUGGGAAGGCCUUCCACUGGAGAAAGGAUCUGGCUCAACAUCAGAGAACUCAUAUAGGAGAGAAACCGUAUAAUUGUAAUGAAUGUUGGAAGGCCUUUCAUUGCAGAUAUGAUGUCAUUCAACAUGAGAGAAUUUAUACUGGAGAGAAACCAUAUGAAUGUAAUGAAUGUGAAAAAGCUUUUCCCAUGAAAGAUCUACUGAUUAGACAUCAAAGAACUCAUGCAGGAAAGAAGCCUUAUGAAGGUAUUGAAUGUAAUGAAUGUGGGAAGUCCUUCCAUGGUGAAAGUACACUGAUGAAACAUCAGAAGAUUCAUAUUGGAGAGAAAGCUUAUCAAUGUUCUGAGUGUAGGAAGGCUUUCACUAUAGCAUCAAAUCUCACUCAACAUCAGAGAAUUCAUACUGGAGAGAAACCUUAUCAGUGUCUUGAAUGUAGGAAGGCCUUCAACCAGCCCAGUGGUCUGACACAACAUCAGACAAUUCACAGUAAAGAGAAGCCUUAUAAAUGUAAUGAAUGUAACAAGUCAUUUGGCCUAUGGGCUUAUCUAAAGAAACAAUAG